CUGGGCUGGGUGAUCCUGGUGGGUCCCUUCCAGCUCAGGAUAUUUUGUGAUUCGAUGAAAAUCCCUAAACUGCAUCAGAAUCACCCAGAAAGUUUUGCAGUUGCAGUAAAGGCGUGAAAAGCUGCUCCUGCUCUCGUCAUUUCUGAAGUGAGAGGGCACAAAGCUAACACUCCCCAGGCGGAUUUUUGUGGGGUCUUCCCAUGACAAAGCACACGACGAGUGGCCGGAUCGCGGUCACGGUGAUGAUCCAGGCAUUGCUUGGAAAUCAGGUCGGCCCGGGGCUUUGCAUUUGUCAUCUCUCACCGCAACACGCCCGGCCCCGGCUCCCGGGCCCCGGGAGAAAGCAGCUCCGGAGGUGGGACAUCAGCGGGGUGCAGGACUUUCUCCUUGGGCCGUGCGGUGGAGCCGGCGUGUCCCGGCAGGACUGGGAGCAGCCCCACGGUCCCGUCCCGCGGCGGGCGUUCCAAGCAAGCCUUUGGUGCGGGUUUCCUGUCCCCUUGGGAACAGCAUGUCCUGCUGCCAGGUCACGGUCAUUUCAGGAAAUGUAGACAGGAUUUUUUUUUUUUCGAUGGAUGACAUCACCAAGUUUUCCAUGCCGGCGUUCGCAGAGCAGUGCGGCUGUGCUGGGAAAAGGGCUGUUGCGGUGCAGUGGGUGGAGCGGUUCCCAUGCCAGGGGAGCUGUGCCCGUGCCAUUCCCGGUGCCGACACACGCAGGGAUGCACUGUCCCCGGCUCGCUGACAGGGAGCAUCCCGCCCUGACGGUGCCCGAGCAGCACCUGGCCCCUCGCCAAGGGCUCGGUGUCCCUGAGCCCCCGCGGCCCUGCCGCGCCCUUCACUUCGACCCCCUCCUCUCCGGCCCCGUCUUCGCAGCCAGGCUCCCGGGAGUCACCUUGGCCGCUGUGUCACUGCUCGGUCACUGCGCCCGGCUCUGACAGCGAGGAUUUCCCCGGCACCGGGUGAAUUCCCCGCAGUGAGAGCCCGCCCAUCCCCGCCCCGCCGGCGCGGCAGGCGGUAAAACCCCGGAGCCCCCGCGCGGGGGGCAGGCAGGCUGGGGACCCCGGGUGACAAAUCUUGCUGCUGUGACCUUGUGCCGAACAAGUUCUCUGCAAAAAGCACCUCGCCGUGACCUCAGUGCGUGCUGCGCCGCGCCUUUCCCCCACACGGCAUUUUUCCUGCGAUCGGCGUCCUGCCGUCUCCGUCCUGCCACCGCCCAUCCUUCCCGGCCGCUGGCCUCCCCUGUCCCCCGAGCCGGCGCCACGGGACGCGAGGUGGCCAUGACACUCUGUGCGCAGUCUCUGGACAUACAGCCAGAACUUUUCGUUCACAUGGCAGCAGCAAACUCUUCUCCACCUGGUUCUCUGGAUCUAAACCAGCCUGGCUUUGCAAAGGAGAUCCUGGGAACUAAACUGGAGGUCAAAUACCUGUGCUCUGAUUGCAAGAACAUCCUGAGGCGGCCGUUCCAGGCACAGUGCGGCCAUCGCUACUGCUCCUACUGCCUGAAGAAAAUCAUCAGUGCUGGACCUCAAAAGUGUGCCAGCUGUAUCCAGGAAGGAAUAUAUGAAGAAGGAAUUUCUAUUUUGGAAACAAGCUCGGCUUUCCCAGACAACGCGGCACGGCGGGAAGUGGAGAGUCUGCCUGCUGUCUGCAUCAACAGCGGCUGCACCUGGAAGGGAACCAUCAAAGAGUACGAGGCUCAUGAUGAAGUCUGCCCUGAAUUCCCGCUGACUUGUGAAGGCUGUGGGAAGAAGAUUCCCAGGGAGAAGUUUCGGGACCAUGUGAAGACGUGUGGCAGAUCCAAAGUACCUUGCCGGUUCGAGGCUGUGGGCUGUGCUGAGGUGGUGGAAAAUGAAAAGCUCCUGGAACAUGAAAGGAAGUGUUUGGCAGAGCAUCUCUACAUGCUUCUGAGCUCUGUGCUCAGCCUCAAGACUGGUGCUGGGGACCUGAAACCCCUUCCUGUUCCUUCCUCAUCACAAAACAGCUCCCCACUUCUGGCAGCAAACUCACUGUGCUCGGAGUCGGAGCUCUCCCGGUCCCUGGAGCUCUUGGGAAGGUGUGAGGCCCUUGAGAGGAAAACAGUUACCUUUGAGAACAUUGUCUGUGUGCUUAACCGGGAGGUGGAGAGAGUUUCCCUGACAGCUGAAGCCUACAGUCGCCAGCACCGGCUGGACCAGGAGAAAAUUGAAACACUGAGCAACAAGGUCCGGCAGCUGGAGAGGAGCAUUGGGCUCAAAGACCUGGCCAUGGCCGAGAUGGAGGAGAAGAUCCGCAGCAUGGAGGCUUCCACCUACGAUGGGGUUUUCAUCUGGAAGAUAACGGAGUUUGCCCGGAAGCGUCAGGAGGCGAUAACAGGCCGCUCUCCUGCCAUCUUCUCUCCAGCUUUCUACACCAGCAAGUACGGCUACAAGAUGUGUCUGCGCGUGUACCUGAACGGGGACGGCACCGGCCGCGGGACCCACCUGUCCUUGUUCUUUGUGGUGAUGAAGGGACCUAACGACGCGCUGCUGCGGUGGCCCUUUAACCAGAAGGUCACCCUGAUGCUUCUGGACCAGAAUAACCGGGAGCACAUCAUCGACGCCUUCCGCCCUGACGUGACAUCCUCAUCCUUCCAGCGCCCUGUCACGGAGAUGAACAUCGCCAGUGGCUGCCCCCUCUUCUGCCCCGUGUCCGUCAUGGAAGCCAAGAACUCCUACGUGCGGGAUGAUGCCAUCUUUAUUAAAGCCAUCGUUGAUCUCACAGGCCUCUAACCCUCCUGACCUUGGAGCAGUGAGCAUGGAACCAGCACUGCCCAGGGCAUCUCCCACUUGUGCUGCACCUCAGGCAGGUCUCAGAGCAAGAGAGAGGAAAAUCCCUUCCUGAAAGGGACCUUUGCUCUGAGUGGAAAUGAGGUGUCUGAUGGGAGCCCUCUUUACUGAGGGUUGGGUGGACACUGGCAGGCUGUGGAAUGUGGAAGAUUCCCUGCAGAGACUUGGAUGUCUGAACUGCUGCUCUCUGGACUCCAGUGGAAACCAGUGCAGCUCUUGCUCUACCAGCUUAGCCGACAUCCACAGCUCUCUGUAGUAAAACAGCGGUUUGCCCUGCCUGAGCUCCACCUCCUGUGGAUUUUGGCUCAGCUGUCUAGGAUUUCCUUCUGAGAUCUCUGUGUUUCUCGAAGCUGUGCCCUGUGGGGUGCCGUGGCUUUGCACUGCUGGUUGCUCCACACCCCGGGAGACAAGGAGGGUGUGUGACAGCUGCAGUGCCAGCUGGGAAAGAGAGACACAGACUGGUUUGAUGCCGUUGCUGUGUUAGGAGGGUGCUGAGCCCAGCUGCAGGGCAGGGGAGCCCUGAGUCCAGCCUUGCUGGGUGUGUGAUGGGUGGUGUGUGCUGGAGUGUGGAAUGGGGCAGGAGGUGCUGCUGCCCAGGAGGGACCUUGAGGCAGCACCAGGGAUGCCUUUGGGGAAGAAGUGAAUCUGUUGUAGAGAUUGUCCCUCCUGUGCCAGGAGAGGAGGGUGACAGAGCUCGGUGUGCACCCUGAGAGUUCCACGCCCUGCCCCUCUCUGCCCUGUGUGCCGAGCAGCACUGGGUGGGAUGGGUGCUGUGCUGGGAGCUGUCUUUGCUCAUAGGCAAAGACAGAGAACUGGCUUCGUUCCCACGGUGGGACAGCUCCACCAGCCUUCCCAGGGCUCCUGCUGCUGAGCUCCACAUCCAUCUGUGGCUGCCCUGUCCUGUCUGUCUGGGCACUGCAACCUUGGGCUGUGGGAUGUGUACUGUCUGCCCAUGCAGUGGGCACUGCUGGCCAGCCCCUGCACUCUCAGCGCCUGCAGUCACCAGCAGCAGGUCUCCCUCACUGUUCCUCCCCAUCCCUGAGCUCAGGAGUCAUGGGCCACCUGGUUCCAGGCAGCACCUUGGAGCUCUUCCUCCACUUGGGCGCACGUUGAAUCUGCAGCCAGCUGGGUAGGAUCUGGGGGCUGGAGAAGUGAAGUGUGCUGUCCCUUUUGUGUCCCUGGAUUCCUUCCCUCUGGGCAGCACAUGUUCAGCAGCCAUGAGAAGGUGUCUCGGUGUUAGUGGGGAAGAACAGGCUGCCACAUCCCUGCAUAGUGCCCUGUGCAGCUUUAUUGUGGCCACGGGUAGCUCUGGAUUGGCCCUGAUCCAGGGUGUUGCCUCCUUUGCCUGCUUCCCACACCCCUGUCAGUGGAUGAACGUGCCACAGGAGAUGUUUUGUUGAUGACAGGAACGAGCUGUGAACACCCUGCAAUGAUCAGGGGCCCUGGCUGGCUCUUGUGCUGCUCCUCGGGCAGUGGGGCUGGAGCAUGGUCACCCUCCUCAGUGGCUGCCAGGGAUCGGCCCUCCACUGCCAGCAGCUCCUGCCAGGUGCCCAGCCCGGGUCUGAUGGCUGCAGAGCCUGCCAGGCUUGUGAUCUGCUCACACCUUGGCUCUGGCACAGCCACCCUGAGGGGUCCAGAACACCAUCAGGCUCUGCCCUGGCAGGGAGCCCUGCAGGGUCUGGCUGUCCCCCCAUGUGCUGACACAGCCCUGACCAGCCCUGGGGCUGUUUGGAAUGUCCCUGCUGCUGCCCAGGAACUCAGGGGCCUCUAACCCUCCUGACCUUGAAGCAGUGAGCAAGGAACCAGGAACUUGGAGCAGUGAGCAUGGAACCAGGAACUUGGAGCAGUGAGCAUGGAACCAGGAACUUGGAGCAGUGAGCAUGGAACCAGGAACUUGGAGCAGUGAGCAUGCCCAGGAACUCAGGAGUGCCCAAUGCCCUGCAGGCUGAGCUGGACCCUGGCCCAAGCUGAACUUCUUGCACCCACGGCUGCUGUGCUGGCCAGGUGCUCUCCAGACAGGUGCUGGGGUGACCUGUGAGCCCCCUUUGGAAUUGCUGCAUGGAACUUCUCACAUGUGUGUGCAGGGUCUGGGGACAGACCCAGCCCCUGUUGUUGGGGGAGUGGGACAGAAGCUGGUGACAGCACAGCCUGAGGUGGGACAGGGGUCACAGGACCCUUCCUUUUGUGCAAAACCCCCUCCAGCCUGUCCCAAGGGACAGAUCAAGCCCUGUGUUGCUGCUCUCACCCUGUGCCUUAUGAGGAAAAUCCAGGCUAGCAGAGCCCUGCUCUCAUCUACAGCAGCUCCCCAGGGAUGCUUGGAGAAGCCUGGGAAGGGAGAGGAAGGUCAGCUCUGCUCAUAGAAUUUCUGGGAGUUAAGUGUCAUGUGGGGGGGAGCUUGUUCUGUGUUGAUCAGAAUGUCUGCUCAUGGGGUGCUGCCUGCAGCGGGGCUGGGGGCUCUGGCCAGGUAGUGCCAGGAGGGACUGUGGAGACACUGGCUCAGCUGGGGGGAUCUGGGCUGCUUUCAGGGUGGGAGCUGGUCCUCCCGCCCCAGCACAUGUUUGGAAGGUCUGUGGGAGAGUCGAUGCUACAGCAAAGCUCAGGCUGAGCUCUUCAGGCCACGGGCUUACUGCUGGAGGGGAAACAUUGCCUGUCAACCCCUCCCACUGGGAGCUUUUUCCUCCCCACCCUUCUGGUACUGCUGAUGCUGUCCGGGCCUUUUUUGGCUCUUAGCAGCUCUGGAGCUGGCAGCAGGAAUUGUGCUUAUGUGCUGCAGGCAGGGGCCCUGUCCUGGGCACAGCUCUGCCAGCCUGGCAGCCACAUGGACAAACACUGGACACAAGCCACCCCUGGAUUUUUGUAGGGUUUUUUUUUCCCUUUUGACUACACUGUCAGCCUGGCACUGUGAACUGGGUUUUGUUUUUCUUGAGGGUGUAGUAUGGUCAGAACCACUAAUAAAAGCUGUUUGAACAGCAUCGCUGUGUAUGAGCCAGGGGGUCCUGGGCACAGCAUGGGGGAGGAUUGCAUCAGGGUAAGGGGUUUCUGUGCUGGGGGAUUAAUUCUGUGCUGGGAACUCUCCCCAGCUCCUGUGUCCCUGCAGGAGAUUCUC
Molecule: messenger RNA, 5907 nt
Organism: Onychostruthus taczanowskii (white-rumped snowfinch)
Lineage: Eukaryota; Metazoa; Chordata; Aves; Passeriformes; Passeridae
Gene: TRAF2
Product: TNF receptor associated factor 2
Exons: 10
Coding region: 1275-2744 (489 amino acids)
Biological process (GO): tumor necrosis factor-mediated signaling pathway; protein K63-linked ubiquitination; regulation of apoptotic process
Cellular component (GO): plasma membrane signaling receptor complex; cytosol; cytoplasmic side of plasma membrane
Molecular function (GO): ubiquitin protein ligase binding; tumor necrosis factor receptor binding; zinc ion binding
Source: RefSeq, a predicted model, not a curated record